CCAACACACAACAUGGCUGAACCAGAUACGAAGGGUGAGAUGGCUAGCGGCGCGUCCGCUGGGCCAGCAAAGGCCCCCAAGCCGCAGAAUCCUGUGUUCAGGAUGAUGGGGCUUCCCAACAUUCGCAUGAAGCUUCCUUCACGAAAUUGGUGUAUAUUCUGGGGCGUUGUUGGAACAUGGACCGCCACAGUCCAAUACGACCGCUAUGAGAAGAGGCGCAUCCACAGGAAGUACGCACGGCUGGUGGAGCACAUUGCGAAAGAGCCUCUGGACGCACAACAGCUACCACGAAAACUCUCUGUCUACAUCUCUGCGCCACCAGCUGAUGGUUUGGUGACUGCGCGCGAACACUUCACAGAGUACAUCAAACCGAUAUUGGUGGCCGCUGCGCUUGACUGGGACGCGGUCGAAGGACGGAGGGAAGGAGACGUCAGAGCCGGACUGGCUGAGCGGAUACGGAAGCUGAGAUACAAGAGGGGCGAGAAGAUCAACGAGCCUAUCGAACUCGGUACAGAAGACGACGUGGAAGGACUGAGACAGAGAUCUGGCGUAAGAGACUGGAACGGCCCUGCUGGAGACAUUGUUGUUGGGAGACACACAUGGAAGGAGUAUGUCAGGGGUCUUCACGAGGGCUGGCUUGGGCCUCUCGAUCCUCCUGCGCCAGCUGAGUUACCCGCUGAGCUGGCGACUCCUGCUGUCGAACCAGUGCCAGCACCCAUGCCUGCACCAACCGAGACCGCACCGGACGCUCUAGCAGCCGCUGCUACAACCGUUCGCUCAUCGACCACUGAUGACGCAUCGCCCACUGCCAUCCCCGAAGCUAAGACAGAAGAGGUCGAGAAAUCGAAAGAGGAGGAGAAGAAGGACAAGAAGAAGAAGCAGCCUGCACCCUUCAACACGACCGCCGACUACGAGCACUCUGCCGUUGCUCCAACAUGUCCCCGCUCCCUUGGCCCUACCGCCAUCGUAUCUCUCCCCCAUCUUCUCGGUUUCUGGAACUUCCCCAUCCGCAUCUACCGCUACUUGAACAAACGCAAGGUCGCAGAAGAGGUCGGCAGAGAAACCGCCGCGGCUGUUCUCGGCGCUUACCGUCCCUUUGAAGCAGCCGGAGAGGCGCCUAGCGACAACGACAGCAGCGCGCAGUGGGAACAGCAGCAAGUACUUGCAUACGAGGAGCCAGACUGGCACAAGUCUGCCCGCGACCGCAAGGACGACAACGGCAAGGAGCGCGUGUGGUUGGACGACAUGGUUCUCGACCCCCGCAUUGCCGAACGCAUGAAGCGAUUUGUGCUGGAGGCGGAGGCAGAAGACCGCGCAAAGACUGUCGACAGUUCAUCGGACAAGUCCUGGUUCAAGUCGCUGUGGCCUGCGGAGAAGCAGAAGCCGCUGUGGGAAGGGCUGAGCGAAGAUGAGUAGGCCGUCGCUGGAGACACCCUCUCACCAACAUAUUGUAUUUGAGAUGUAAUUGUAGAUAUGUAGCAUGAUGCAUGAACGGCGCAGUUGUACGGCACAAUUUCCGCCAAAUUCUUCCCAUCUG
This is a messenger RNA of Boeremia exigua, 1537 nucleotides long. RefSeq names its product mitochondrial import inner membrane translocase subunit Tim54. The transcript is spliced from 2 exons. Bases 13 to 1416 code for a protein of 467 amino acids. The record is from RefSeq and is a predicted model, not a curated record. Lineage: Eukaryota; Fungi; Ascomycota; Dothideomycetes; Pleosporales; Didymellaceae.